GUCACAACGGACCCCACGCGCUUUCGUGUUUCCGUCGUCUAUAUAAAGGCUGAGAGAGAACGGGUGCGAAAAUUUUCGGCAGAAGCAGCUUCUGUGAAGUUAGGGCUUUUAAGAGAGAGUCGAGAAGUGGCAGACGAGGAUGGGGUGUUGCUUUUCGGAUGUGAGAGGAGGUCAAGAAGCGGUCGGAGGGACCCAACAGAGGCCCAUAGGAGGAGUAGGAGUUGGAGGUGGAGGAGGCAACAAUGGUGGGCACAACGACGCCGUCGACCUCUUCUUCCGAGCUCGUGGUCAGCACGCUCUCUUCUCUCAAAUUGAGUUAUCCUUGUCUGCUUCAAAGUUACGUGAUCGCGACAUCAUGUCAAAGAGUGAUCCAAUGGCAGUUGUAUACUUGAGGAAAGGAGAUGGGAUGCUUGAGGAACUUGGGAGGACAGAAGUCAUACUAAAUAGUUUGGAUCCUGCAUGGAUUGAAAAGAUUUCCUUAGCUUAUCACUUUGAGACUGUUCAGCAUCUGGUGUUUCAUGUAUAUGAUGUCGACACAAAGUAUCACAAAGUACCUGUAAAGACAUUAAAGCUGAAGGACCAAGAGUUUUUAGGAGAAGCUAGCUGCGUGCUGUCAGAGAUAGUCACAAAGCAAAGUCGGAGUUUGACCCUGUCGCUUCAUAAUAAAAAUCUACAAGUAGGCGUGAGAAACCUGGGUACUCUGACUGUCCGUGCUGAGGAAUCUGUUGCUUCCAGGACUGCUGUUGAAAUAAUAUUCCGCUGCUCCCAGUUGGGAAACAAAGAUAUGUUUUCUAAAAGUGAUCCUUUCCUGAGAAUAUCGAGAGUAGUUGAGUCUGGGGGUUCUCUUCCUAUUUGCAAAACUGAAGUUAUCAACAACAACUUGAACCCUAGUUGGAGGCCCUUAUGUCUAAGCAUGCAGCAAUUUGGAAGCAAGGAGAAUCCAUUAGUCAUUGAGUGCUUUGACUUUGAUACUAGCGGAAACCAUGCACUUAUAGGUAAACUUCAGAAGUCAAUGGCAGACUUGGAGAAACUUCACAAAGGAAGAAAUGGUGCAAAUUUUACUUUACCAUCUUCUCAUCACGGCCAUGAAAAGGUUCUCAAGAGUCAGCUUUUCGUGGAUCAAUUUUGUGAGAAGCAACAGCACAGCUUUCUCGAUUACAUAUCAAGUGGUUUUGAGCUUAGUUUUAUGGUUGCUGUCGACUUUACAGCUUCAAAUGGAAAUCCCAGAAAUCCAGAUUCCUUGCAUUACAUUGAUCCUUCAGGAAGAUACAAUUCCUACCAGCAGGCUAUAAUGGAAGUUGGAGAGGUGAUUCAGUUUUAUGACUCGGAUAGACGAUUUACAGCGUGGGGAUUUGGAGGAAGGACUUAUGAUGGUACUGUGUCACACUGUUUUAACCUGAAUGGAAGUCCAGAUGGCUAUGAGGUCGAAGGAGUCGAAGGCAUCAUGGCUGCUUAUGCUGGUGCUUUGCACAAUGUAUCCAUGGCAGGACCCACUUUAUUUGGUCAAGUGAUCAAUAGGGCUGCUCAAAUUGCUGGCAAAUCACUUUCCUAUAACCAUAGCAAAUACUACGUUCUGCUCAUAAUAACGGAUGGAGUUCUCACGGACGAACAAGAAACCGUGGAUGCAUUAGUGAGGGCAUCGGAUCUUCCACUCUCAAUUCUGAUAGUUGGAGUUGGAGGUGCAGAUUUUACACAAAUGGAGAAGCUUGAUGCUGACCACGGAAUUAGAUUAGAAAGCUCUACUGGUCGGAUAGCCACGAGAGACAUUGUUCAGUUUGUUCCAAUGCGAGAAGUUCAUCGUGGGGGUAUAUCGGCGGCUCAAGCUCUUUUGGAGGAGCUUCCUGGACAAUUCCUGACUUACAUGCGGGCUAGAGACAUAAAACCCCGCAAUCCUACGCCGCCUUGAGCAGCUCUUUGAGAAGUGCCAUUUGCGCCCUAGUUUCUUGAACUUCUGAAUGGAUGACCAAAUGAACGAUUAUGUUAAUGCUCGAUUUGUGUACAGCUGCUAGCGGAGGUUUGAAAUUCUGUAAAGAGCUCUGUUGUUUGCUGUCAAUGCAACUUCUUUAAAAGCUGAAAAGAACUGGGAAGGGCAGAAGCAGCCUCAUUGCGCAAGUGUUGUUCCUGUAAAUUGCUAAUCAUACUGCAAGUAUGUGAAUAUCUUCGUGAAUACGAGUAUAGUUUAGUUUC
This is a messenger RNA of Rhodamnia argentea, 2187 nucleotides long. RefSeq names its product protein BONZAI 3-like. The coding region runs from base 140 to 1906 and encodes 588 amino acids. NCBI's taxonomy places the organism in Eukaryota, Viridiplantae, Streptophyta, Magnoliopsida, Myrtales, Myrtaceae. Gene Ontology annotation, biological process: cellular response to calcium ion. The transcript has 17 exons. Gene Ontology annotation, cellular component: plasma membrane. Gene Ontology annotation, molecular function: calcium-dependent phospholipid binding. The record is from RefSeq and is a predicted model, not a curated record.